Messenger RNA from Rubroshorea leprosula, 2373 nucleotides. NCBI's taxonomy places the organism in Eukaryota, Viridiplantae, Streptophyta, Magnoliopsida, Malvales, Dipterocarpaceae. The record is from the annotation of a GenBank genome assembly.
GAUCAUCACCACCACAAACUAAAAGAAACAGUAGUGAAUUAGGCGGGGUACGCAGGAGCUAGAGCCACAGAGAAUUAAUGGAGCUCGUUCAAGUGCUUCGCAUGAAUGGAGGCGUUGGAGAAACAAGUUACGCCAACAACUCCCUUCUUCAGGUAAUGAUUUUAUCGAAAUACAUGCAAUACUGCAUCUGCAUGGAUGAAGGUAUAAUUUCAUACGUGCAUGAACUUGAUUUUGGACAGAUGAAGGUAAUAUCCAUGACAAAACCGAUCAUGGAAGAAGCUAUAACCAAACUCUACUGUAGCAAUUUCCCGACGAGCUUAGCAAUUGCAGACUUGGGUUGCUCUUCCGGACCCAACACUUUGUUUCUUGUGUCUGAACUCAUUAAGGUCGUGGCUACGCUUUGUCAGAAACUAGAUCGACAGUCACCGGAAUAUCUUGUCCUCCUGAAUGAUCUUCCAGGGAAUGAUUUUAACAGCCUUUUCAAGACCCUGCCGAGUUUUCAGGCCGAACUCAAGAACCUGCUGGGGGCUGGGAGUGGACCCUGUUUUUUCACAGGUGUCCCUGGUUCGUUCUAUGGCAGGCUUUUCCAGAGCAACAGUCUGCAUUUUGUUCUCUCUUCCUACAGCCUGAUGUGGCUUUCGCAGGUUCCUGAAGGCCUGGAAAACAAUAAAAGGAACAUUUACAUGGCCAGCAGCAGUCCUCCGGACGUAAUUAAGGCAUACUAUAAUCAAUUCCAACAAGACUUCUCACUGUUUUUGAAGUGUAGAUCGGAGGAAGUGGUGGCCGGAGGACGCAUGGUCUUGACCAUAUUAGGAAGAAGAAGCGAUGACCCAACAAGCAAAGAGUGCUGUUACAUCUGGGAGCUCUUGGCCAUUGCUCUCAAUGACAUGGUCUCUGAGGGACUUAUAGAAGGAGAGAAACUGGAUUCCUUCAACAUUCCUCAGUACACACCAUCCCCGGCGGAAGUAGAAUCUGAGGUUGUGAAGGAAGGAACCUUUGCCAUAGAUCAGUUGGAGGUCACUGGAGUGAACUGGAAUGCAUGUUCCAGUGGUGAAUUUAGCCAGUCUGAUGCAUUUAAGGAUGGUGGAUACAAUGUUGCAAAGUUCAUGAGAGCUGUGGCCGAGCCUUUGCUUGCUUCUCACUUUGGUGAAGCCAUAAUCGAUGAAGUGUUUGAACGUUACAGGGAAAUUGUUGCUGAUCGCAUGUCUAAGGAGUGGACAGAGUUUGUGAAUAACUUCAACUCGAAAGCAACGUUUGUUGUCCUCUCCUCUUCCCUUAUGUACACAAACCAAAUGUUCUUCUCUUCGGUUACAAUGUUCAUAAAAGAGUUUCCGUUUCUACCAAUUCCUUUUGUCUUUCGUUUUACGCGUCCCUGCGACGCUAACCCUAGACGAUGAAGUUCGUUCUACACCGAUCAACAACUCUGCUAUUUUUCGAUGUCCAAGGAGCCAAGUCACUGUUCUUAGUUUCCCCAAGAUCUUGAACUCUCCUGAUCUGUAAAUCUUUCACCUAUCUUUGGUAACAAUUUUGAGAAAAACCCAGAUCUGGGUUUUUCUCAAACCCAGAUCUGGGUUUUAUCACAGACGUUCCCAAUGUUGCUUUGCCUCUGCUUUAUUGUCACUUUCUUUAUCAUCCAUUUGGUUCUUGAUUCCUUUUGGCAGGUUGUAGGAUUAGGCUUUCGAUAACCAAUUCCAGUUGUUUGAUACAACAAGCUCAGAUGGAACUUCGGUGGUGUCGUCGAAGAGUUCUAUGCUCGAUUCACUUCUUUGCUAGAGUUUUCUCAAACUUCUGGUGAUCUUUCCUCAUCAACAAAUUCCUACUGUACGCCAUUGCCUACUUUUAUUUGGGUUUGAGAAAUUGAAGAGUCUGCUUGAUUCACUUCUUUGCUUGAGUCCACGUGAUGCAGUGCUCAAAACUGUUAUUUUGUGGUUAUGUUGUUUGGAAUUUGUUGUGGCAGAGAUGCUCUUUAUAAGAUCUGGGUUUGAGAAAGGAUAAGAAAAAACCUCAUGUCGGCGCAGAUGAAGAAGAUUGCCUCUUUUCUCGCUCAUGUCGGCGCCAAAACUUCUUGUGAAUAGUGUAUUUCUAUUUUGAAUUUGAUCCAUUAUGAAGUUCAGUGCGCAUUUAGCUAGAUCUGGCAACUCUUAGGUAUAGAAAUUCUGUUUGGCUGCUAGGAAAGUGGUAGGAACUGAGAAAAAUUAUUAUUUGAUUCUGGGAUUUUUUUGGCCACAAUUUUUAUUUCCUAAAUAGCUCUCUUAAGAUCAAUCAUUUUAGAUUUGGUAAAUGGGAUGAUCUUGCAAAUAUUAAUGGUCUGUCUAAUCUAUUGUUUCCAUUGUAUCUGGUAAGAAUGGAUUAUGGAUUUGAUACCUUCAAUUG